Molecule: messenger RNA, 499 nt
Organism: Caenorhabditis angaria
Lineage: Eukaryota; Metazoa; Nematoda; Chromadorea; Rhabditida; Rhabditidae
Source: the annotation of a GenBank genome assembly
AUGUCACAACAACUUUCUUCAAUGCUCAAAGAACAUCAGAAGAAACAACAUUUACGGAAAGAAAUGCAAGGUCAGCUUUUAUUCAUAAAAAACAACCUCAAAACCGUAUUUUUCCAGAAAAACUAAAAAACGAAGCAGUUGUGGCAGCUCAACAACUUUCAACAGCAGUCGUCGAUCAUUUAAAUGCAAAAGUCUCUCAAGCAUAUGGAAAUCAAAAAAGAUUAGAUGUCGAAGCAAAAAGAUUCGAAAAUAAUGCGGCUGCUUUAGCAAAACAAACAGAACAAUGGUUAUUUAUUACUGAAGGAUUGAAUUAUGCAUUGAAAGAAAUUGGAGAUGUUGAGAAUUGGUCGAAAACUAUUGAAAAUGAUAUGAAAAUCAUUUCUGAAACUUUAAAAAGAGCUUAUGGUACGUUUUCCCGAAAGUUUGAAUUUUUCAAAAUUGAAAGUUUUCAGAAUCGAAAAAUUUGCCAUCUGUUUCUACGGAAAACGAAUCUAGUUGA